Messenger RNA from Candidozyma auris, 1635 nucleotides. It is a transcript of the gene PRC3, whose product is annotated as carboxypeptidase C. NCBI's taxonomy places the organism in Eukaryota, Fungi, Ascomycota, Pichiomycetes, Serinales, Metschnikowiaceae. The transcript has a single exon. The record is from RefSeq and is a predicted model, not a curated record. Gene Ontology annotation, molecular function: serine-type carboxypeptidase activity. Gene Ontology annotation, biological process: proteolysis. Gene Ontology annotation, cellular component: fungal-type vacuole. Bases 1 to 1635 code for a protein of 544 amino acids.
AUGAAAGUGUCAGUUUUGUUGGCAGUUUGCGCUGCCGCUGGCGCCAAUGCCCUCUCAAACCCGUUCUCUCGUUUCUUCAACCAGCACCAAGACAUCAUUGAAAUCGGCUCCAACAGAGUGUCUGAAUACCUCCACCAAAUAUUCUCUGGCAACACGGAAACCGGCGGAAUCGCCGAAUUCGGAGAUGUGGCCGCUGCGUGGGAGCAAUUGACCGCAGAAUAUGGAAUUGACGCUUUAGAGAGGGCCAGAAAGACGUACGAAGCAGCUAAAGACAAACUCACGCACAGCAACAUGAACAACAGAAAGAGUGGCAAUGCCAAAGGCUUUGAAAUCGAGAAAAACGAAAAGUUCCCCGGUUACGCAUUGAGGGCGAAAAAGACGAAUCCAGAGCUCUUGGGGUUGGACUCUGUGAAGCAGUAUACUGGGUACUUAGAUGUGGAGGAACUCAAGAAACAUUUCUUUUACUGGUUCUUUGAGUCGAGGAACGACCCAGAGAACGACCCUGUGAUUCUCUGGUUGAACGGUGGACCAGGCUGCUCGUCUGCCACAGGAUUGUUUUUCGAGUUGGGACCCUCUUCGAUUAAUGCUACUUUGCAGCCAAAAUUCAACCCGUACUCGUGGAACAGCAAUGCUUCUGUGAUCUUCUUGGACCAGCCCGUAGGCGUGGGAUAUUCUUACACUGAGGGUGAGGAGAUCUCUUCGACAGCAGCAGCAGCGAAGGACGUUUUCAUUUUCUUGGAGCUCUUCUUCCAAAAGUUCCCUCAGUUUAUCAAGAACAAAUUCCACAUUGCCGGUGAGUCGUACGCUGGACACUACAUCCCUGCAUUCGCUUCCGAAAUCGUCAACAACGCCGACCGUUCUUUUGAAUUGUCCUCGGUGUUGAUCGGUAACGGUAUCACCGACUCUUUGGUCCAGUAUAAGUACUACAGGCCAAUGAUGUGUGGUGAGGGCGGCUACAAGCCAGUAUUGACCACGGAACAGUGUGAACAAAUGGACAGAGAUUAUCCCUUGUGUGCUACUUUGACUAGAGCUUGCUAUGCUGUCCAGAACGCUUUCACAUGUGUUCCUGCUGGCCUCUACUGUGAGCAGAGACUUUUUGGGCCAUACCAAGAGACAGGAUUGAACCCAUACGACAUUCGUAAGAAGUGUGGCGACGGUGGCGACUGUUACGAAGAACAGGCUUGGAUUGAUGAAUACUUGAACCUUGAAUUUGUGAAAAAUGCCAUUGGCGCAGAAACCGAAAACUUUGUAGGCUGCGACCCAACGGUGUUCAGAAAUUUCAUUUUAUCCGGUGACGGAAUGAAACCUUUCCAGCAGUACGUUGCUGAGUUGUUGGAAAAGGAUAUCCCUGUGUUGUUGUAUGCUGGCGACAAGGACGUCAUCUGCAACUGGUUGGGCAAUCACGCUUGGUCUGAUGUGUUGGACUACUCCAAGCACGAUUUGUACGAGGUCCAGCCUUUGCGCCCAUGGCGUACUAAGGAUAGGGUGUUGGCUGGCGAAGUCAAGAACUACGACAAGUUCACCUUUGUCCGUGUCUACGACGCUGGUCACAUGGUUCCGUACGACCAGCCAGAAAACUCGUUGGAUUUAGUCAACAGGUGGAUCCUGGGCGACUACGCUUUCAAGAAGUACUAG